CAGAGAUGUGCGGAGCAGUCCUCAUUGAUCCUAGACAAGACCGACCUCAACCUGGACCCCAGGUCCCAUCAGGUGGAGGUCGAAGUGUUGGAAGUGGCAUUUAUAGUAGCCAGACAUCUCCCAAAUCAGACAAAGGUGACAAGGAGGCUGAAGUGGAUGCUUUAACCAACAUGCUUAUGAAGAGUAUGGAGUCAGCAGCUGAGGAGGAUUUUUUUGGUAUAUGUGGAAGAUGCGAAAAAGAGGUGAAAGGGGAAAAUAAUGGUUGCACAGCCAUGGACCAGGUGUACCACAUCAACUGUUUCACUUGCGUUGGCUGCAAUAUGCGACUGCAGGGAAAGUCAUUUUUUGCUAUGGAGACCAAACCCUACUGUGAAUCCUGCUAUAUCAAUACUCUUGAAAAGUGUUCAGUGUGUUCCAAGCCCAUCACUGACAGAUUGCUUCGAGCAACAGGCAAGCCCUAUCAUCCAGACUGCUUUACCUGUGUUGUGUGUGGAAAGUCACUUGAUGGCAUUCCAUUCACAGUAGAUGCCACAAAUCAGAUACACUGCAUUGAGGAUUUUCACAAAAAGUUUGCUCCACGAUGCUGCAUGUGCCAACUUCCAAUUAUGCCUCAAGUGGGACAAGAUGAAACAGUUCGUAUUGUUGCGAUGGAUAGAAGUUUUCAUGUGGAUUGCUAUAGGUGUGAGGACUGUGGAAUUCAGUUGUCUUCAGAAGCAGAAGGACGAGGCUGUUACCCACUCGAUGACCAUAUCCUCUGCAAAAACUGCAAUGCGGCAAGGAUUCAGGCAAUGACUACUAAGAUGUCAACUGAGCUGUGAAAGUGGCAUUACACUGUACUCGUGGAACUGCUAAAUCUUCUGCAGAAAAAUAUUUAGCAUACUUUGGAAAUGGCUGCAUGCAGCAAGGCAAAUAAAAAGUGACUUUAAAAAUGUUAGGACUGAUCAUAAGCUGGCCUGUGGAUUUAAACUGUCAGAUUUUGGAGCUGGCAUUGUUAAGAAUAGCCUUUUGUGAAGUGAGAAUGAUAAAGUGAGUAGCAGAGACCAGAUCAGGGGAGGACCAGUGAACAAGUUAUAUGAGUAUUUGUUUCCUACUUUAUUUAAAUGAUGGACAAGAGUGGAGCUGCUUUAAAAACUGGUUAUUUACUCAGCAGAAGAUCCUUCCUCACAAAAAAAUCCUGUUUUCCUUUUGUUUUUAGUUUUAAGUCAUUUAACGCUGUUAAGUACUAAUAUGGUGAAAUAUGAGAAAACAAAGCUCAGAAACUUCGUUAAGAUGCUUUAUAACGAAAAGUUGUUGAAAGAUUUAAUUGUGAAGCUUUAGAAAGAAAUAUGAAUGCUUGUUAAGUUAUAAUGUGUAUUUUCUGUCGUGCCUCCCACUCUCUCCAAAAGGAAGAAAGAGGACGGCGCUUUUUUUUUUUUUAGUGGCUUUGAAGUAACUGCAGUGUUCAGACAUCAAAAAGCUUGUAUUGCUCAGUUUAAAUGACCUGGACUGUGUUUUUCAUCAUCGAGGUAGUUAUAUUUGUAUUUUCUGCAAACAAUAGUACAGUCUUCCUUCAUAACCAAUAUUUCUGGGAAUUAUUUGUGUUCAUAAAUAUUCAUUUAUAUUGAUGUAGUGAAGGCUGCAAAUGUUCUGAUUUUCAAUAUUCAGCUAGAAACUACUGUCUGACAUAAUUGAUAAUGUUUGUACAUGAGCAUGAAAAACAUACUUUAGACAUUUGCAGUUCCUAAUAUGCAUGCAUGACUAUUUCAUUUUAAAUUCAUUAUUUUGUGCACAUUGCUUCCUCUGUUGUAAAAUUCCCUCAGAAGAGAUGAUUUAUCCCCAAAAGAGCUUUUAAAUCUGUGAUGUAGGCAGUGGUAUUUCCAUGACCUCUACAGAAAUCAUGAUGUACUUAAUAUUUGGUUAUCACAACUUAACUUCACAACUUCUUCCUCUACCCACACCCCUGAUAUUUAACUGGGUAUUUAAAUUUUUUCUGGUAGCUCAUGGGUGAUUUCCUGUUGACUAACUGUACAUUUGCAUGAAUCAUAAACAGCACCUGAUUUCAUAUUUUAUAAACCUAAACUGUAUUUGUAACUGACCAGUGAUAAGCUGUAUUAAUUACUAGUCUGCCAUUAUGCUGAUGAAAGUACAUCAUCUGUCAACAUUUUUCUGUGAUCGUCAUAUUCAAUGUAAAACUACUACGACAUCUCGAUGUAUAUUACUACUCGAGUCAAGGUGAUUAAACUUUUAUCUUCAACUGAAUCAUAAUAUGUUGGAUUGUGAUAUAAUAAAACGUAAUCUAGGUAUACAUGUUCAUUGUUUGCCAAUAGUGUAUAACAACUGUUUUAAUAAAAUUUUGUUAUAAAGAUGCCAGUGCUAUAGCACUUAACAGUUUGACGGUAUCAGCAGGAUCACAAAAUCCUUAAUUGUGCUAUCAGGGUAUUGUGAUACUUUAAAUAUUAUGUUAUUAAUAAUUUCUUGCUUUUACUCUUUUACUUUAAUUUCUUCUGUACAUAUAUUCCCAACCACUUCCACCACUAACAUUCAGAUACUUGAACUGCUUUCUUUCCAAGACAAAAAGAUCUGUGAAUUUGUGUAUAUUUGUCAAGAGUGAUGUCCCUUAGCCUAACUAGUUGGAGGUUCUGCUGUGUCACUUUUUUUUGUCCUCCAACAUCUUGUUCUUUGCACUAGACUUCUUGUUGGUGUGUCUUUUGAUGUGCCUACCACUGUGAGUUUAGAAUGUGGUGCCCUUAUCAUUUUGGUUGUUGUGGUUCUUUUCUGACAAAGAUUUCAGGGUUGAAGCAGUUCCACAGGGUUUGGUUUCUUAUGACCUUCAUUAAUCAGUGAAGUUGUGUAUGUGCUGGGGCUCAUUCGUCAUUCCAAUGCGACUGGAGCUGUCUGUGGAAUGUGCUUUUGGAUACCACCUUAGCAGAGGAUGUAUUUUGUUUCUAUGGUUUUGAUAUGUGGAUUGUGGUUUAUGCUGUACACAGUCUACUACAUACCCGUGUUACUCUGUAAAUUUGUCACCUUAUGAUAUUGCUGUCAUGAAAUACAGAUCAAAACUAUACUUUUUAAGUUCUUGGACUGUGAAACAGCAGCACAUGGCUGAAUGGUCAACUCUAGCCAUACAGUGUCUUUCACUCCACUAUACAAAACCCACCCUCACUUUCUUUUAAAUUUUAGUUUUUUCUUUCUUUUUUUGGCGGUGUUUUGAGCUUGCUGCUCAAUAAGGGACAUGUGCUAUAUCAAAUGCUCUAUUAUUGUUAUUAUUACUACACCUAAUUAGCAUUUACAAAAGAUGAUGACCUGCUACAUAUCUGCCUGUCUGUGUAUGCAUUUAGUGGUAAUAUCCGUCACAUAUCUAAAUCAAAUUGGUACUCUUCCUCACUGAGUAAAGGCUUAUAAUACUCUGUUCAGCAGUCUACCAUAAUUUAAACGUGUUCUACACUAUAGUGGCUUGAAUAGAAUAAUGCACUUUUCUAGUGAAUGUAAUUUUAAGAUUUUUUUUACAAACCACAUUGAUUUAUUAUAUUUCUUUUUAGAACCACUGUGCUUUUUAAUAAGUUUCAUGUGUCUAGCUGCACAAGCUUUGAAAUGUAGUGUGUAUCAAUGUAAACUUUUUUUUUAAUUAGCAUACAAAUGUGAAUGUAUGGUUUUAUGUAUUAACUUUUUUGGUUUUUUUAUGUAUUUUUGCUUUUCUCUCUCCUUGCACGAGAAAGAAUAUAAACUUUGUUGUUCAGCCAUUGAUGUUCUUUUGGCAGUCUACUUUUAAGAGAUAAUCUGCAUACAUUUAAUUUGUGCACCACGAGAAAAUGCUUUCAAGAACCUGGCACAAUAUAAGAUUUUUUUUUCUCUUUCUCUCACCCUACUUCCCUUCUUUCAUCAUGAUGUAGACUUAGUUGCUGGCACAGCGAGAAACUCCGCAAACCAUCGCUCCCUCCCCUCACCAUGAUAUAACCUGAGUUUCUGCCACAACAACUAAGCAUUGCUUCCUCCUCCCUCUUCUAUUGCACAUGGAUGCAUGCACAUAGUGUAUUUGAAAGGGGUUUCACUGCUCUGCUUGGAACACCAUUAUCCAGUGUUUAGUUUUAUGCAUGUGUGUGUAGUACUCUCUCUAUGUUUUAUAAUGUAUCAUCUACAUUUCUUGAUGCUGACUUACGCCAGGGUGUAUGUAAUUUAAUACUUGACAGAAUGGUCUUUCUUUUCAAAUCCUUUAUGAGGGUAUUUACUGUGCAGUUAUUUAUACUGAAAGGGAAGCCGACUGCUGAUUGGUUCGAGCAUGGUGGCAUCCAAACUGACAGGUGUUCUGAUUCAAUCCCUGUGUGGCACAGUAAACUUGCCCCAGUUAGCUUUUGGAAAUGAGUACCCAACUCCAUGGAGAGUUGGCGAAAGGAAGGAAGAAGAAAUGGGCAUCACCCUCACAUAAACUGACUACGAGAAAAUACAAAAAAAAAAGAAAAAAAUUUAACUUAGAGAAUGACCUUUACCUCUAUUUUUCUAAUUGUUGUCACUAUCAUGAUCGCAAGGAUCAAGGAAAAUAUAAAUGUGUCAAAUUUAAAAACUGGGAUAACUUACAAAUAGAGAGCCGUCUGAUAAUAAGAUCAAGUCCAGAAAUGCAUUAGUUAUAACUGUUUUUAAAAAAGGUAAAAAAAAAAAAUAAGCUUAUUUAUAAAUUUGACUUACAGAAUUUCUUCAUCAUAAUAACUUGAAUAUUUUGAAACAAGUGUGGCAAAACUUAAUCAGGUACUAAGUACUAGAUAAAGCAAUAUGAUUAAAAUUUUUCUACACUAAA
This is a messenger RNA of Pomacea canaliculata, 4768 nucleotides long. Its product is annotated as lipoma-preferred partner homolog. Bases 6 to 818 code for a protein of 270 amino acids. The record is from RefSeq and is a predicted model, not a curated record. The transcript has 7 exons. Gene Ontology annotation, biological process: cell-cell adhesion. NCBI's taxonomy places the organism in Eukaryota, Metazoa, Mollusca, Gastropoda, Architaenioglossa, Ampullariidae. Gene Ontology annotation, cellular component: focal adhesion; stress fiber.